AGGGUGGAGACAGGGGCCUUAGGAAUUGCUCUGUGGGAUGGUGGAGAGUCAGAACUGGAGCUUAGGAGGUCGAGGAGGGGCGGGGUGCAAGGACCCCUAGAGGCAUCAGAAAACAGAGGUCAGAAGACACAGAAGGUCUCCUCUUCCAGCUUUUCAAUUGCCCUCUCUCCUCACACAGUAGAUUACUGUCUCUCCUACAAUUGGUCCAUAGGAUAG
Messenger RNA from Myotis brandtii (Brandt's bat), 216 nucleotides. It is a transcript of the gene HEPN1, whose product is annotated as hepatocellular carcinoma, down-regulated 1. NCBI's taxonomy places the organism in Eukaryota, Metazoa, Chordata, Mammalia, Chiroptera, Vespertilionidae. The record is from RefSeq and is a predicted model, not a curated record.